Messenger RNA from Dioscorea cayenensis subsp. rotundata (Guinea yam), 1757 nucleotides. RefSeq names its product pentatricopeptide repeat-containing protein At2g03880, mitochondrial-like. Lineage: Eukaryota; Viridiplantae; Streptophyta; Magnoliopsida; Dioscoreales; Dioscoreaceae. Gene Ontology annotation, molecular function: RNA binding; zinc ion binding; protein binding. The record is from RefSeq and is a predicted model, not a curated record. Gene Ontology annotation, biological process: RNA modification.
AUUCCAAAAUUAAAUAUAAAAACAAAUUAACCUAACCCUAAUUAACCCUAAUAAAAACUAAUCCAUUAUCACACUUAAAAACACCCUUGUUAUAACAACAGCGCAAAUCCAAUGCGCUCAAAUCCAUGGCCACACUCAACGCGCGCGCGCGCGCGCACCACAACCGUCUCAUCACCCACCACUCCAACGCCCCAUCCACAGCCCUGCUCCUCCUUCGCUCCCUCCUCCGCCACACUGCCUUCCCCUCCCCCGCCGCCCUCUCCUCCCUCUUCAAAUCCCUCUCUUCCUCUUCCCCUCCCCUCCUCCUCCCUGCCCUCCACCUCCAUGCUCUCGCCCUCAAGCUCUCCCUCUCCUCCUCCCCCUUCCCAGCCACCGCUCUCAUCCAUCUUUACUCCAAAAUUCACCUCCCCAACGAUGCCCUCAAGGUGUUCGACGAAAUGCCCUUCAAAGACCAAGUCUCCUACGCCGCCAUCAUCGUCGGCCUCGCCCAGAACCACCGUUCUUACAACGCUUUAUCCAUCUUCAAAUCCAUGCACCGCGCCGGCGUUCCCUCCACAAUGUACUGCCUCUCCGGCGCUCUCCGUGCCACCGCCUCUUCCGCCGCGUUAGAACUAUCUCAAGUCAUUCACGCACACUCUUUCGUAUCGGGCUUCAAUUCUGAGCUCGUCGUUGCGACUUCCCUCGUGGAUUCCUACGGCAAAUCUGGCCUCAUUUCAGAUGCACAGAAGGUGUUCGAUGGUAUGUCUCAGUGCACAAAUGCUAUUUCUUAUAAUGCAUUGUUAUCUGCCUAUGCACAACAAGGUGACACAGUUUCAACCAUUGACCUUUUUAACCGAAUGGUUAGUGGUCACACACCGGAUGAAUUCACCUUCUUGGCAAUCUUGUCUUCAUUAAGCAAUGCCGGCAUGGUUCGCGAAGCCGAGGAAUGGAUUGAUAGAAUGGAGAAGUGUUACGGUGUGAAGCCGGGCUUGGAGCACUAUACAUGUUUGAUCGGAGCGAUGGUGCGCGUUGCUCGGUUAGUUAGUGCGGAGAAGUUAGCACUCACAAUGCCGUUCGAGCCGGAUGCGGCGGUGUGGCGAACAUUGCUUUCCGGGUCAAUGGUGCAUAAUGUAGCUGAUAUUGGCUUUGCUGCUGGUCGGAGACUUCUCGAGUUAGACCCGAGAGACGAUUCCGCUUAUGUGAUUUUAUCAAAUAUGUAUUUGUCAACCGGGAAGAAGGAUGAAGUUGCGGAGUUGUGGACAGAGAUGAGGAACAGAGGAGUGAAGAAGGAAGGCGGGAAGAGUUGGAUAGAAGUGCGCGGGGAGGUUCAUGUGUUUGUCGCCGGAGAUAGAAAGCACGAGCGAAUUCAGGAGAUAUAUGCAAAGUUAGAGGAGUUGAUAGAGGAUGUUAGGGAGUUAGGAGAAUGUUUGAAGGAUGAUGAGAGUGUAUGGUAUCAUAGCGAGAGGUUGGCGGUGGCGUUUGGGGUGGUGACCGGAGUUGCGCCGGAGGGAAAGGCAGUGAGGAUAGUGAAGAAUUUGAGGAUAUGUGGAGAUUGCCAUGAGUUUUUCAAGUGUGUAAGUAAAGUGGUAGAGAGGGAGAUUGUUGUGAGGGAUGUGAAUAGAUAUCAUAGAUUUGAAUUUGGGACUUGCACUUGCAAGGACUUCUGGUGAGGUGGUUUACAAAAGAAGGAAAUAUCUGAGAGUUCAAAGCAUUGAGAUGAUCAUUGAAUUUAAUGAGCUAAUUAAACAAUUAAAAAAAAAGGAAUAGUAAUUAAUAAU